This is a messenger RNA of Naumovozyma castellii, 2514 nucleotides long. It is a transcript of the gene VTC5, whose product is annotated as Vtc5p. The coding region runs from base 1 to 2514 and encodes 837 amino acids. The record is from RefSeq and is a predicted model, not a curated record. NCBI's taxonomy places the organism in Eukaryota, Fungi, Ascomycota, Saccharomycetes, Saccharomycetales, Saccharomycetaceae. The transcript has a single exon.
AUGAACUUCAGCAGUCAUGUCUUAGAUAAAUCAGUUCCUCAAUGGAAACAUCAAAAUUUAGAAUAUGAUAAAUUAAAGAAAGCCAUUAUGAGACAUACUCGGUUGGAAACAUUGGAUGCUAUGUUUAAAGAACAGUUCCAGAACAUUAACUUGUUUGUUUCUUUAAAAAUAAAGGAAAUUUCAACGAGAAUUAUGUCCGUGGAAGCUUCGAUACUACAACAAACAAUGCGGAAGGGACCUUCAAAUUUCAAGAUCGUAUUCUCUCAUGUGAAUGAUUGUAAUGAGGAAUUACAAAUGCUGUCACGUUAUCUUAUUGUGCAAAAAUUAGCUGUCAAGAAACUUUUGAGAAGAUUAAUAUCAUCCCAUGACGGUAGUGCGGUUGUAGAGGAAUGGGUCACUGAAUUGUACCAAAGUGAUGACUAUCAAAAUGGAUACCAAGGGGUUUCUUUUGCUAAACUUGAUUUGGAUCCAUACCUUAUCGAGAUAUCGUUGAUAGUUGAUGUCUUGAACGAUUUAAAGUUGAAAGUGACAACAAAUAAUAACAACGAUGUUUCUUCCACAUUGCUAACUUCAAAACAUAAUGAAACGUUGAACUUGCGAUCAAACGAAAACCCUCCUUCCAUUCAGAACAAUGGUGAGGAUAUUAUUAGGUCUGCUAUUGACUUUGAUACAAUAUUUAUGGAUAAAUGUUUGCCAUUACAUCGAUUAAUUGUAUCGAAUGAAAACAUUGAAGAGUUUAAAUUUAUGUUAUUAUCAAAUGAAUUUAGGAUUGUAGAUGAUCAAUUAAUCUCAACAUCUAAGGAUAUUAUUGUAUCGACGGAACAAAAUAGACCUAAUCUAAAUGUGAAGAAAUCAAUGGCAUCAAUACGAUCUUUUCAAACUUUUCAAUCAAGUACAAAACAGAGAAACAAUUCGGCCACAUCCACUAGCCAUGGCGGGUUACCAUCCUUAAGAUUAUCUCAAAAUAUGCUAUCCAUAUCAUUAUUAGAUUUAGAUCCCACGGGAGUUCCAAGAUUUAUGAAGGAUGACGCUUUUAAUCAAUCUCCGACAUUAUUGAUUCAUUUACAGGACACUAAUAUAUCACCAAACUGUAUAUUGAUGUGCCACAUGGGUGGCUUAAGAGAUCAUCUCGUGACAAAUAAUAUUCCUCUCGAGGUAAUAAACCAAGUGUUAUCACAGGACGUCAAAGGUUCUAUUCCACCUUCGAAUAGCAAUUUCAACCCAAUUGACAACAUGGCCUUGGAAUGGAUUAUGAAUCAAAAACUGAGACAUACUGGAAUGAAAAUAGAUAUAAAGAGAACUCGCCUAAUAUUUUCAACUGAAGAAUUUACAUAUUUGAUAUCCAUUGAUGAAAAAAUCUGCAUUACAUUUAAUGACGAAAAAUUCUACUUCCCACAUUCUAUAGUGGAAAUUAAACUAUUAAGCAAGAAAUCCCCCUCUAGCAUGCAUGCCAAUAAUAUAAAUAACCCAACCAAAAGUAUGAACGAAAAGUUACAACAUAUAUUUAGAGAAGUUUAUGAGAAGAAUAUUCAAUGUUUCUCUCUUGAUAGAAAUUGGACGCUUUGGAAGAUUUGCUAUUCUAUCUGCCAACUACCAAAUGUUAAUGAUAAUGAUUUGUUCAAGCUACUCCUUCAAUGUGAUUAUACAUUGCCUCCCAAUGAUUCACUUUCGACAGAGGAGUUUUUUGCUUUGGGGCAUGACGGAAUAUUGGAAUUAUGCUAUCCGCCCUUUCAAGAAGAAAUUAGAAAUAAAAGUCAGUCUCAAUCAACUCAUUCUAACUUUAAGCCACAUCCCUACAAUGAAAGUAAAGCAAACAAACAAAAAGAAAGGACCUUUAGAUACUGGAAUGAAUUUGAUGAUGACCAGGCCAGUAUUAAUAGAGAAAACCAACACUUCUAUCAGGAUGAGGAUGAAUCAAUAUGUAGUCAAGAAGAUCAUGGAUUGGUUACUUUCAAUAGACCAUUUAUAGAUUCCAUGUUUGACAAGUUCAAAAGUAUUAAAUCGAUGAUUAUCCCUAGAAAAAGAAAGCAAAGGAAAAAGAGACAACAAGAUGGUACUUCAAUAUAUGGGUCGACAUAUGUACUAGGCUCUCGAUCUACAUUAACACUUUCUCCGGGCUCAGAGUCUGAUUUGGAAGCUUUGCUUGAAUAUGACCCAUCAAAUGUUCAAGAGUCAGAGUCAAUUUACGAGUUUAAACAUGAUCAAGUCCUCACCGUGUUUUACUUGGCAUCACUUUUGAUUUCUUGUAUGACGUCAGGGCUCUGUCUUGGGAUCGUUCUUGCUCUCUUUAGAGAAAGUGAGAAUGAUGACGUGAUUGUCUUCGAUGGUAUUAAUUUCUUACUAGCCGUAAUUAUUGGAUCACUCUUGGUUUCUCUAAUCUUAAUAAUAGUGUCUUUGCUAUUGUUAUUUAGCCGGUUUACCUUGGCUCCGCUCUGGCAUUACAUCAGUUGUUUUGUAUUUUUCAUCAUGGUGACAUUCACUGUUUGUUAUGCUAUUGUGGAGAUAUUCUUUUGA